Molecule: messenger RNA, 636 nt
Organism: Amborella trichopoda
Lineage: Eukaryota; Viridiplantae; Streptophyta; Magnoliopsida; Amborellales; Amborellaceae
Source: RefSeq, a predicted model, not a curated record
AUGCCAGAAUCUCUUGGCAGCCUAUUAUCAUUGGAACGGCUUGACCUCGGCAAAAAUAAACUUGAAGGGAGCAUACCGUUGUCUAUUGCCAACCUCACCCUCCUUAGAAGAUUAAAUCUUGAAGAGAACAUGUUACAAGGAAACAUACCUCCUAUAUUCGGAUACCUCUCCUCUCUUAAAAGUCUCGUGCUUAGUGAAAACCACCUGCAAGGUUCUAUCCCACGCCAAUUAGGUAAGCUUUACUCUUUGAGUGGUCUUCAUCUCAAUGAUAAUGACUUGUCAGGUGAUUUCUCCUUCACAAUCUUUGCAAAUGUUUCUAGCCUCAAAUAUGUCCACCUCUCUGCAAACCCUAUGCUAACCAUUUCCCACAACAACUUUACGCCUGCUUUCCAGCUUAAUGGUCUCAAGUUGUCAUCGUGUGACAUGAGAAGUGGAAACCCAAACCUGAAUACACAAGGAAAGAGGUGUUCGACAACUCUGUCAUCAAAUGUGCCAACUGCAUCGAGCUAUAAUGAUGGUGAAGAUGAAGAUGAAGAUGAAGAUGAAGAAGAAGGAGAGGAAGGGUGGAUGGAGAUGACACCUGCGUUCUAUGCUUUCAUUGGCUGGGUUAUGCUAUUGGCAUUUGGGGAGCACUAG